Messenger RNA from Penicillium canescens, 615 nucleotides. RefSeq lists its product as uncharacterized. NCBI's taxonomy places the organism in Eukaryota, Fungi, Ascomycota, Eurotiomycetes, Eurotiales, Aspergillaceae. The record is from RefSeq and is a predicted model, not a curated record. The transcript is spliced from 7 exons. Gene Ontology annotation, cellular component: membrane. The coding region runs from base 1 to 615 and encodes 204 amino acids. Gene Ontology annotation, biological process: transmembrane transport. Gene Ontology annotation, molecular function: transmembrane transporter activity.
AUGUUAUCUGGCGCGAUGCAGGGUGCUCUUUCAACUAAUCUUGAGGGUGUUCUGGGUCGAACCGGCUGGCGAUGGGCAUUCAUCAUUAAUGGUGUCUGCACUAUAUUUGUGGCUUUGAUUGCGUUCAUUCUUCUACCUGGUUUUCCCGAUCGUCCGAAUCCGCUUGCCAAAUUCUACUUAAGGCCUCAAGAUCUCGUGGUUGCGCAAGAACGGACUCGCCGAAUUGGCCGCGAUCCCCAGGUAGGAAUUACCAUCAAGACCUUCCUACGAUGCUUUAAAUUCUGGCAUAUCUGGCUGUUUGCGAUUGCUUGGUCUAUUGGAACAAACCAGACACCUUCGAACUAUUUCAACCUCUGGCUCAAGUCGCUGAAAAACCCCGAUGGAACCCGGAAAUACUCGGUUGCAAUGCUCAACUACUUGCCAAUUGCGGGUCAGGCUAUUCAACUAGUUGCCGAGCUCCUGUUCAGCGGAUUUAGUGAUUAUCUUGGUACUCGGCUGCCAUUUUUGCUUCUCCACUCAACGAUCAAUAUCACAUCACUAAUCAUCCUAGUCAUACGACCUGCAAGUGAGAGUGCUUAUAUGGUCGGUUGGUAUAUGAAUUAUGUUGGAGCGUGA